AUGGGAGAACAGUUAUCUUCAUUUCCAUCGCCGUUCUGGAUUUUGCGGGUCCGACUGACAUCGUAUGAACUGACUAUUUCUCCUGAUUCGAAAGCUGCGAUAACAAAGUAUAUAUUACCUGUAAAACGCGAGAUUAAGCUAGAACGCCAGCUUAAUCGAAAUCGCCCUAUCCCACUUAUACAUAAUGAAUUUAGUACCUCGUCUUGUGAGAUUUUCACUCAGUCCAUGCAAAUAUUGCAUUCCGUGUGCACGAAUUUUACCAUAUUUUCAUGUAUGAUAUACGCUAUUCAUUUUUCUGAAAUGGCUACAGAUUUCGACAAAGACAAUUACGAUGAAGAAUCGACAGCAAUUCCAGAGAAAGUUAUUGAUUAUGACACAUUUUUACUGUAUGCACAGAGCGAAAUUCAAUCUGAAAAGGAAUUAGCAUUAUUAAAUUUAUCAAAGGUAUUUGAAACGUUGAGGGGCCAAAGUGCUCAGCGUCAGGUCGAUGUCCUUUUUGCACUGAUUGAGAAUGUCUUUGCUAAAGAAACAGGCAGUAGAUUUGUGUGUAUGCUGGUAGAGCAGAUCCCGUUCUUAUAUGUCGAACUCAUGGCAAUGGAUUACCUGUUGGAAAGAAUGCAGAAAGUAUUCCCCUUUUACUUAGCAGAUGCUUUGAAUCAUGAACGGAAUGAUGUAAGCUUAUUUUCGUAG
Molecule: messenger RNA, 690 nt
Organism: Thelazia callipaeda (thelaziosis nematode)
Lineage: Eukaryota; Metazoa; Nematoda; Chromadorea; Rhabditida; Thelaziidae
Source: the annotation of a GenBank genome assembly